UUUACAAUAAUGGCUCAGGAACCAGAAACUUCAGUUAUGAGGAUAGAUUUAAGAAGUUGGGACAGUUCUCCUUGGAGAGAAGAUUGAGAGGACUAUGAUCAUGGACAGAUGUCAUUUUAGAGUGUGGUGACAUAUCCCAUCUCCACACUUCAACCCACAAUUUUAUUGAUUUUGCCUCCAUUGGAACCAACGCUCGCAGUGGGGAGUGUUGGGUAUGUGAAUUUUGUCAUAUUUACAAUUAGAACAAGGUCAUUCAGGAGUAAAUUUUGUUUUUAUUUAUUCAAUUAUGGUGCAAGGGCUUCAUUGGCUGGCCAAUAUUUGUUACCCGUCACUAAUUGCCCUUGAGAAAGUGGUGAUGAGCUGUCCUUUAGAACCAUUGCAGUCCCUGUGCAGGAUGGCGAGUGUCUUACAGCAGUACUUAUAAGUUGUAUUGUUGCUGUGUUUCUGAUACCUUUGCCCUAUUAGGUGGAAGUGAUCAUGCUAUUGGAGGGCACUGUCUAAGCAUCUUUGGUAAAAGUUUUCAGUGCACGUUGCAGAUAGUACACUGCUGCUACUAAGCAUCGUUGGCAGAGGGAAUGGAUGCUUAUGGAUGUGGUGACAUUGAAGUUGGCUGCUUUCUCUUGGAUAGUGUCAAACUUCUUGAGUGUUGUUGGAACUGUACUCAUCUAGGCAAGUAGCCACUAUUCCAUCACAAUCCUAAUGUGCCUUGUAGAUGUUGGAUAGGUUUUGGGGAGUCAGCAGUUGAGUUACUUGCCUGCAGACCUGUUCUUGUAGUUGAGUCCAGUUGAGUUUCAGGUUAAUGGUAACCCCUCAGAUGUUAAUAGUGGGUGAUUCAGUGAUGGUAACACCAUUGAAUGUUAUGGAAUGAUAGUUAGAUGUUUUCUUAUUGGAAAUGACCAUUGCCAGGCAUUUAUGUGGUGCAAAAGUUACUUGCCCAAGCCUAGAUAUUGCCCAGAUCUUGUGGCAUUUGAACAUGGACUGCUUCAGUAUCUUAGAAGUCUCAAAUGGUGCUGAACAUUGUGCAGUCAUGGGCAAAAAUCCCCACUCUGACCUUAUGACGGAAAGCAGAUCAUUUAUGACUAAGCUGAAGCUGAUUUGACGGAGGACACUUCCCUGAGUAACGCCUACAGUGCUGUCCGGGAGAUGAGAUGAUUGACUUCCAAUAACCACAACCAUCUUCCUUUGUGCCAGCUAUGACUUCAACCAGCUGAGUUUGUCCUGUUAUUGUCUUACUGAUUUCAGUUUUGCUCAUUCUCCUUGGUACCACGUUGGUUCUAUUUCAAAGGCUGUCACUGUUACCUCAGGAAAUCAGCUCUUUUGUGCAUGUUUGAACCACGACUGUAAUGACGGCAAGAGCUGAGUGGCCCUGACCGAACCCAAACUGGGCGUCAGCGGUCAGGUUGUUGCGAAGAGAUGAGGAGGAAUACCUUCGCUCAGGGUACAUUAAAUCCUUGGGAUUCUCGAAGGGCUGUGGAAUCUCCGUCAUGUAGCAUAUUUAAUAGAGAUCAAAAGAUUUCGAACUCAGAACAUCGUGGAUCAUUGCGAUAGUGCGUGAAUAUACUAUUGAAGUAAAGCAUCAGAGGUAGCCGAGGAUGGAGGCCCAGGACUGAAUACUAUUAUGUUCCCAGCGAAGGGAUGGACAGGGUAUAGAGGACAACAUCAGCCUAAUUCAUCGACACAAUCUCUCAUUAUUUUCUGGAGGGCAACGCAGCACCGCAGUGACAUCGAAACUGAAAGCGGUUUUGGUCAGGAAGGGCUGAGAAUAAACAUGGCUCCCAGACAACAAAUCAGGAGUUGGACAGAAGAGGUAAUUUGCACCAUAUGUCUAGAAUUCUUCACCAAUCCGGUGACACUGGAGUGUGGACGUAACUUCUGCCGCUCCUGCAGCAUCCAGUGUUGGGAAAAGAAAAAGUCCUGCCCGCAAUGUAGAGGGGAGUUUCUAGAAAUAAACCUCAGGGUAAAUCGGGCCUUAGCGAAUCUGGCCGAAGAGUCUCGAAAAUUAAAGCUGGAUCCGAAAGAGAAAGAAAGUCAACUUCAUUGUGCGAAACAUCAGGAAGAACUGAAGCUGUUUUGUGAAACCGACAAGAAAUUGAUCUGUCUGAUUUGUAGAGAUUCGUGGGAACACAGAGAUCACCGCUUCCUGCCAAUUAAAGAAGCUGAUGAAAAUUAUAAGGGUCAGCUGAAAUAUUUCUUAAAUUCUCUCACAGAGAAGAAAUCGGCGGUUCUAGAAACGGAAUUGAAGCAGAAACAGAAGAUUUCCGAAGUUAAGGCGAGCAGUCUGCAGACCCACAUCACAUCCGAGUUUGCUAAAAUGCACCAGAUUCUCACUGAGAAAGAGCGGCGUUCACUCGGAGAUCUGAGGGAAGAAAAGGGGAUUCUCGAACCAAUGGAGAAAAACCUUCAAGAAAUUCAGGAGAAUUUAAAUUGUAUUGAGGAGAAACUCUCGAACUUGAAGAAACAGAUGGAGCAAAAUGAUGAUCUGACAUUUCUGAAGGAUUGAUGAGGGGAAUCAGCCACUCUCAGUAUCUGAUGGAGAUCAGCUGUCAAUCGGGAUCUUCAAUGGCCCCCUGCAGUAUGCAACAUUGAGAGAAAUGAUUGAUGACAUUAACCCUGGUAAAGCUCUGACAAUAACUUUCCUGAUUAUUAUUUUAGUUGUGAUAGUUCAUGAAUUUGGUUGUAAGUAGGCUCUGAGACCCUACAUUAAUAGUCAUAAUACCAGUUAUUAAUCUUCAGCAGCCACCACAUUCCUUUAUGGCACGUUGCUGUGGCUACCUCUAGGCAAGUGGCUGAAGUCAUUUGCACCGUGUUUCAAGCCAGUGAAGGUAUCUGUAUAAUAAGAGGAAUAGAGUGCAAAUGUAAGCAUGUGAGUAUUAAUUUGUCUAGAAGACAGCACUGGCUCAAUCUGGAGUUCCAAGAAGUUAACAAGCAGGAUAGAUAAAAGGAAAGUCAUGGAUGUAAUAUAUGUGAAUUUUCAGGAAGUGUUUGAUAAGAUAUAAGACAUUGGGCUACUUAAUAAUAUGAAUCUGUGCCUUUAGAUGAAGUAUGUUAAUAUUGAUAGAUGAGUGGACAACUCAUAGGAGGCAGAGAGUUAGAAUAAGGGUGGCAUUGUCAGGAUGGCAAACUGUAACCAAUGAAUUGCCACAGGGAUCAGAGCUGUAACCACAAUUAUUUACAAUAUAUACUUUGACAACUUGGAUGAGGAAAAUGGAUGUAAUAUAUCUUGGUGUUUGGCUGUCACAAACGUAGGUGAGAAGGCAAGUGGUGAAGAUGAUUCAAAAGUCUGCAGAGGGAUUUACAUAGAUUGAAUGGCAGAUGGAAGAUAAGGUGGAAAAAUGUGCAGUUACACAUUUUGGCAGGAGGAAUAGAGGAAGCAAAUGUUAUUUAAAUGUGGAAUGAUUGCACAAAGCUAUAGCACAGAGAGAUUUAGGAGUUUUUAUUCAUGACUCACAUUAAGUCAGGAAUACACAUUGAAUAUAUGCUUUUAUUUCAAAGGAAAUGGACUAAAAAUACAGGGAGGUCUAGAUAAAGCUAUAUGAUGUGUUACUCAGACCACAGAUGGUGUACCGUGAACUCUUUUGAGCCCCUUAUUUAAGGAAAGGUGUGUAAACAGUACAGAAAGCAUUCUGUAUGCUGAACUCAGUAUUGAAUGAUUAUUUCAUGUGAAGUGUUGGUGUAGUUUGGGCCUAUACUCAUUGACAUUAGAUUAAUGAGAAGUGGCCUUAUUGAAACACAUAAGAUUCUUAAGGGACUUAACAUAGUAGAUGUUGAGAGGUUGUUUCCCAUUGUGGCAAAGUCUAGGGCUAAAGGGCAUAAUCUCAGAUUAAGAGGUUAUCAAUUUAAAACAUAGAUAAGGAAGAAUUUCUUCUCUCCCUGUGUAGUGAAUUUGUGGAAGUAUUUAUGAUGGAGAACUGUAGAUGUUGGGUCGUUACAUAUAUUUGUAUCUGAAAUAGACAGAUUUUUGAUCUGUAAGGGAAACAAGGUUUAUGUGGACAAGCACGAAAUUGCAGUUGAAGAUUGAAUCAGUCAUGACCUCAUUGAAUAUUGAAGCACAAUCGAUGGGCUGAAUGGCCUAUUUCUACCCCAACUUCUAAAGUUCGUAUGGUAUUAUCAUUCUCACUGACAUUUUUGUAAUUACAUUAAUAGCAAGGUGCAUCUGUAUUAGGCAAAACAUCCAAAAAAGGAAGCAAGUCUGCGAUUUGGAAUUAUUCACCUUCGUUAAGAAUAGCGAUGAGGUAUCAAGUUGAGAAAAUGUUGUAACUUAAAUGGAUAAGAGAAAGAAAGAGAGCAAGAUAGCAAGAAUAGAAAUGAUGAUCUGACUACCAUAGAACACGGAAACAUGGUAACAGGAGUAGGUCAUUCAGCCCUUUGAUAAGAUCAUGGCUGAUCUGUGUUCUAACUUCAUAUGCCUGACAUGGACCCAGAUCCUUUGGUACCCUUGCUUAAUUAAAAAAAAUGUCUAUCUCAGAUUUAGAUUGAACAAUAGAAUUAGCAUCGACUGCCAUUCAAGGACAAGAAUUCCAAACCUCUGCUGUUCUUUGCGUGAAGAAGUGUUUUCUAACAUCUCUCCUGAAUCUCUUGGCCCUAAUUCUUAGACUGUGGCCCCUGGUUCUAGAACCUUCCAGUUGUGGAACUUCUGUAGGAAGGAACAGAGUUUGCAUAUCUUAACUUAACCCAGCAGAUAAAUUUAUGGGUUUCAAAACUAGUAAAAUGAUAAUAUAAAACCACCAUGUAUCUAAAUGCAGGUUCUAAUAAACAAACAAUAUUUGAAUCUAACAAAUAAUUUACAUUUUUCAUUACUAUAGUGCAUAAAAAUACCACCACAGAAAUAAUUAUGAAUCAAGAUGUGAAAGGUUGGGAGGAAAUUUUUAAUAAUUACGUGUUAAAAUACAGAAAAAUAAACAAACUAAAAGCUAAUGAACCAUAAAAUCACACACAACAGAAAUGGACCUUCAGCCCAUCGAGUCUGCACUGCCAAAAAUAUAUGAAAUCUACACUAACCCCCACCUUCCAGCACUUACAUUUCAAGUGCUCAUCCAAAUAACUUUUAAUGGUUGUGAGGUUACCUAUCUCAGCUACCCUCCAAGGCAGUCCAUUCCAGUCACCCACCACCCUCUGAUUGAAAAAAUACUUUUUGAAGUUCCCUCUGAACCUUCAGCCUCUCACCUUAAAAGUGUGCCCUUGUUAUUGACCAUUCAGCUGAGCAGAACAGCUGUCUUCUGUUCAGCCUGUCCAGGCUCCUCAUAAUCUUGUACAACUCAUUGGAAACCUACCAGUCCUAAUGUACUUCAACACAGCAUCUUGAAAUAAGUGAUUUCUGAAACAAUAGAUGUGUUGAUUUUAAUUUUCCAAAGUUUCCUAGAUUCUGGAAAGUCACAUCACAUUAAGCAAUCAUAAAUAUGACUCCUUUAUUCAUAAUAAUGGGACCCCCAAAGCAGUUGAGAUUCAGAUGGUCGCAUUUUGAUUCUUUUGUUGUACUAAUAUUGUAGAAGGCAAGGGUCUAUGGGUAGGGAUUCAAAUCCCACCAUAUCAUCUAGUGGUGUUUAAAUUAUUUCAGUUAAAAGAUGAAUUUGAAAGUAAGUCUCAGUAAUAUUGAAGCAAACAGGAAAUGCUGGAGAAGUCCCACAGGUCUGGCAGCGUCUGUGGACAGGGUAACAGAGCUAAUAUUUCAAGUCUGGCAUGACUCUUUUUCGAAGGAGUGUUCAAAUCUAUUCUUAACAAAGUCAGGUGAUAUAGAAAAUCAUAGCCAUCAUUCAGAGUCAACAUGGUUUUGUGAAAUUAAAAUUGUUUUUGAUGAAUUUAUUGGAGAGCUUUGAGAAUUGUUCAAAUACAAUGGACAAAGGGAGCCCAGUAAAUAUAUCAGCAUAACUGGAUUUCCAAAAGGUAUUUGACAAGAUAAUUUGACAACUUCAUAUGGCAAGUUUAUUUUACAGGCUAAGAUGAAAUGCUAUUGGGUCAUAUAUUAACAAUGACAACAGAGUGAGUAACGAUCAGGAAUCAGUGACUAUUACAUGCGUUUAGCUAUAGGGGACGAAGGCAAAGUAGACUGAAGAGCCCAAUAACCUAUUCCUCUUCCUCAUAUGUAUAUUCACUCACUGUGCCACUACCAGGCUCUCUAAUUUCCAAUGCAACUCACUUCCUUUUGCAUGCUCUCUUUUGAGUUCCAUCUCCAAUACUCUGCUAUCUUAUCAUACCAUUCUUCUGCUCUCCCCUCCUCCUGAGCUCUCUAUUUGCUCUUAUUUUCUCCGCUCCUAUUCAUCUCUCAUCUCCCACUCCCUCUUACUUCUCCCAUUUUUUUUAAACAAAAUGCCUCACCAGUUCUCCAUCCCCGCUCCGCAACGCACUCCCCCCCCCCCCCCCCCCACCACCUCCCCCGGCAAUUCGACCCCAAACCACUCCUUUCUAUUCUGUUGAAUUCUCACUCUCCCUGUUACACGUUAUCCUUCUGCAAAAGUUGUCCAUUCAAAAGUUUUGCAGUUAUUGAAGUUUGUGUCUGGUAUCUACAAGGUGAGAUUGGGUAAGGCUUAUAUGAGAGCAUCUGCCCACUGUUAAGAAUGAAUACCAUCAUGGACCCACAUUCUAUCCAUUUUUCUUCUUUCCAACUCUCCAUCUCUGCUUUCUGACAAUCCCAGCCUCUUGCAUUUGUGUUUCCUCCACCCACACUUCUUCCUCUUGUAUUCUCUGUUCACUUUCUCACACUCAUACACCCUUUCUCUCAUUUACUCUGCUGUUUUAAUUUUCCCCAGCUCCAGUCUGUCUGACACUGGAUCCGAACACAGCAUAUCCCUGGCUUCUCCUGUCUGAGCACCGGACCAGUGUGAGACUCGGAGACAAACGGCAGCCACUCCCUGACUCCCCGGAGAGGUUUGAUCCCUGGCCCUGUGUCCUGGGAUUGGAAGGAUUCACAUCAGGGAGACAUUACUGGGAGAUAAGGGUGGGGAAAAAGACUCAGUGGAUUAUAGGGGUAGCUCAAGAGUCGGUUGACAGGAAAGGCAGAAUUGGCCUGGCACCUGAGUCUACAUACUGGAUUAUUGGGCUAAUUCCUUCAAGUGACUAUUUUGUUCGCUCAUCCAACUCACUGAGGCCUCUCGCGCUGUAUAUGAAACCACAGAAUAUUGGGGUCUUCCUGCACUAUGAGGGUGGACAGGUGUCAUUUUACAAUGUGGAUAGCAUGUCUCAUCUCCACACUUUCACCCACGCUUUCACAGAGAGGAUAUUUCCCAUUUUCUGCCCGGGACUGAAUGACAAUGAAGAAAACUUUGCACCACAGGCUAUUUGUAAGAUUAGAGGACACUGAUAGACUAAAACCAUAAUUGCAACCCAUCCCCCUGCCUCCUGACAGCUGUAAAAUGAAUGAUGGGAUCGGUCUCGGUCACAGGUGGAGAGAGAAGCCAGGUUAACAUUCUGGGAAUAAAUCUUGUAUCGGAACUGGGAACUGAAAGAUCAGCAAGAAGGUAUGUAGGGCUGGGGAAAGAAGGAGUGGGAGAACAGAAACAAAAAGAAGUUCAGCAGUACAGAGAGAAUUAUGAGUUAGAAUAAGCUGUGAACUAUGGAACCCAGGAACUACCCCUAAUUCAAUCUAAUUCUUGCCCUUCUUAAUGGUGAUAGUGUUUCAGUGGUCAUGAUUUUCAGCAGUGAGUUUUGGAUUCACUUCCAGCUGGAAUGGACUUUUCUUGGGGGCUGGAGUGGGCGGGGGUGGGAGACAGUGUUGGAAAUGGGAUGUGGAAAAUCAGCUUCUGCUUUGUUGUUUGUCUGUCUGUCUUCAAUUUGGUCUCAGGUAUUCAUCAAUAGUUUUUCUCAUGCUGCUCAGAGUACUGUGCAUUUUCAUCAUUUUCUGUCUUUAUUAACCACCAUAAGUUUGUGUCUUAUGAUCUCAGUAACGUUUUCAGUUUGGCUUCAAACUCUCACCAAACUGUAAUAAGAUAACAUCCUUAUAUGAUGAAUAACACUGAUAAACUGGACUUGGUUUGCCCACGUCUGUUCAUAUGAGUCAGAAUAUUACACUCAAAUCAAAUCAAAUUUGAGGGGAAUGAAAUUAUGUAUUUAUGGAAUGUUAUUCUAUAUUACAUUAGAAAUCUGCCUUGAGUCUUAAUCAUCUAAAUGGUAAGUGGCUGCUGUGAUAAUAAUUUGAAAGUUUCUCUGUUUAAUGUGAUAUGUUCACUAAUCAAGAAUUUAUGCCAUUGACUGGUAAUGUGAAACAAAAUGAAAAUUUGUGCAGUUUUUGGAGUCAUUGUAUUCAUUUAUCUUUGCUUUUCUGGUCUGUUUUAUUACGAUCUAAAUCAGUGAUAUAACCAUCAGAUCACAAUUACUUAAUUACCUGUCUUUUGCAAACAUUAAUGAAGAACUGUAGACAUGUAACUUGCUCAUAUUGUGUCUUUUCUCUAGAACUGUAAUUUGUAUUUAGAUCAUUGAUUAAGGUGGUUUUUCAACAAAACAACUCUGAACUAUUGGAACAAGUGUAGAUUUUCACAAUAGGACAACUCAGCUCACCACUAGGUUGAAAAGACAGAAAACAGCGUGUUGUGUUUUUAUGUUAUUUGGAAAUCACACCAAAAUCUGUAUCAAUGGAGCCCAUUCCAAAGACAUGAUUAUUUUCAGAGACUCUUACUCUUAAGUGGACUGUUAUGUGCCUGAAAGUAGCCUGGUCUGGUACUUCAGCAAUUGGCACCUUAGGUUGGAAGAUGGUCACUUCAGAAGUUAUUGCAGGAGGUCAAUUUAUCCUCUACAUCUGUACAAAUGCCUUCAUAGGGCUAUUCAACUGGGAUGCCAAUCAAUUCCUUCCAACCUCAGAGCGCUGUGUGUUUUUUUUUGGACUUUGAACGGUUCACCCAAAACAAUUUGAAAGUUACUAUUCAAUGUGCUUUCACUACAAUAUCUCUCAGUGCAUUUCAGAUCAGAACUGCCUGCAUGAAAACCCUUUUCUUCUCACGACAGUUUAUUCCUCCAACACAGGUUCGAUUCCAGCCUCCAGUGGCUAUCUGUGUGGAGUUUACACAUUGUCCUGUGCCUGUGGGUUUCUUCUGGGUGCUCCAGUUUCCUUCCACAAUC
Messenger RNA from Rhincodon typus (whale shark), 9045 nucleotides. RefSeq names its product nuclear factor 7, brain-like. Gene Ontology annotation, molecular function: zinc ion binding. Bases 1619 to 2500 code for a protein of 293 amino acids. The record is from RefSeq and is a predicted model, not a curated record. NCBI's taxonomy places the organism in Eukaryota, Metazoa, Chordata, Chondrichthyes, Orectolobiformes, Rhincodontidae. The transcript is spliced from 5 exons.